UCAGCGGAUAUACCACCAAAAACAAUCAAUCCAAGAUGUUCAAGUUUUUCGCUCUGUGCCUGUUCGCCCUGUUGGCCGUUGCCUGUGGCAAGCCGCAAUUCCUGACCGCCUACAGUGCGGCCUCGCCUGUCGUGGCUGCCACGCCCUACGCCUACUCGGGCGGACUCUACGCACCCACGUACAGCGCCGCCUACACCAGCGGCGUCUAUGCCACGCCCUACGCCUACGGAGCCUACCCCUACAGCUCGCUCUACCUGAGACGCUGA
Drosophila mauritiana is the source of this 266-nucleotide messenger RNA. RefSeq lists its product as uncharacterized. Bases 36 to 266 code for a protein of 76 amino acids. The transcript is spliced from 2 exons. The record is from RefSeq and is a predicted model, not a curated record. Lineage: Eukaryota; Metazoa; Arthropoda; Insecta; Diptera; Drosophilidae.